AUGGGAUAACAAUGUGAAAAAUGUUAAUUAAGUAAUGGAAUACAAAGUAAUGAAGUCAAUAGAAAUGAUUAAUUAAGUUCAGAUUCUGAUCCAGAAUAUGAUGAAGUUGAUGAAAAAAAACCAUAAAAGCCUCCUUCACUAGAUAACAAAUCUAAUUCAUCAACUUUUUACAAAGAACAAUAUAAUACAUUGUUUUCAAAUUAAGGAAAGGAUGAAGUUGACAACGUCUAAACUUAAUUGAAUCUUCAAGAUGGUUCAACCUAUAUAGGAGAUAUUGUAAAUGGUAAAGCAAAUGGUCAAGGUCAAUUGACUGCUCUAAAUGGGGAUGUUUAUGUCGGAAACUUUAUAGACAAUCUUUUGGAAGGCUAAGGAAAGUGCAUCUACAAACGAGGUCCAACAUAUACAGGAGAUUUCAAAGCAGGGAAACCUGAUGGUAAAGGCAAAGAACUGUGGUUAGAUGGAUCGGUAUAUGAAGGAGAAUUCAAAAAUGGAAAGAAGAAUGGGCGUGGUUGUUACAAAUGGAUUUAAUAAAGUGUUUAUGAAGGAUAGUGGAUAGAUAAUAUGAUUUAAGGAGUUGGAAAGUACGAAUGGUUAGAUGGUAGGUCUUAUUUAGGUUAAUGGACUAAAAAUUAAAUGCAUGGCAGAGGUCUAUAUAAAUGGAAGGAUGGAAAGUAUUAUGAUGGGGAGUACAAAAAUGAUAAAAAAUGCGGAUUUGGAAUAUUUUAUUGGCCAGAUGGUCGACAAUAUUAGGGAUAUUGGGUCGAUGGUAGAUAGCAUGGGAAAGGACUUAUGAUAAAUAAGGAUGGGAAAAAGAAAUUUGGAGAUUGGUAAGAUGGAUAAUUGAUUAACAGUUCAGAAGAUUUAGAUUAUCAACUCAUUCCAGAUGGAUGGUUUCUAAACUCAUAUAAUUAUUAAUGA
Paramecium tetraurelia is the source of this 918-nucleotide messenger RNA. RefSeq lists its product as uncharacterized. The transcript is spliced from 3 exons. Lineage: Eukaryota; Ciliophora; Oligohymenophorea; Peniculida; Parameciidae. The record is from RefSeq and is a predicted model, not a curated record.